UUAUUGACACAAAAGAAGUUGGGGCCCAACCAGAUGGGUGAAGUGCGCUUUCGGAUUCCAUCUAUGACCAAGGCUUACUACAAGAGGCCAAAAGAGACAGCUCAGCUCUUCGACGAAGAUGGCUGGUGCAGGUCAGGAGACGCUGGAUAUUACGACAACGAUGGAAGGGUGUACAUAGUCCAGCGGCUGAAGGAGAUGAUCAAAUGCUUGGACAAUCAGGUGGUGCCUGCUGAGAUAGAAGAACUGGUCUUCCAAGAACACCGGCGGGACAUCUCAGAAGUGGUCGUCGUAGGACUGACUCACGAUGAGUACGGAGAAGCGCCAGCUGCUUUCGUCGUUCUCAGGGAACGAAGUUCGCAGCAAUAUGACGAAGAACUUGCGGAGAAGAUAAAGACCACCGUUUCAGAUCACCUCGCUGUGCACAAGCACCUCCACGGCGGCGUGUUUUUCAUGAAGUCCCUACCGAGGACGGAAACCGGAAAAGUGAGCCGUAAAGCUCUGGUGGAAGAAGGCGCACGGAUAGCUUUUCAGUGUGGCACCACACACUGCGUGUGACUACAGAGAUCGUAUUCCCCACAGCAGAAGCCAUCGUCGGACACAGGCCGACUUAUGAAUUGCGCCAAAGAGCCAUUUCAGUAUUAUUCAAAUGUAACCUCCAUUCUCUUUAGUAAGGUUUUUCUUCCUCCGCCGGGUUCUUCUUUCUUGGUGUUUUCGUUCGUUCUCGGCUUUCAAUAAGCCGCUUAACUGUUCUCUGCUUCGGUAUUCCGGGACUAACGAUGCUGCAUGUCAAUAAUUUGAACUGAAUUUAUUUACAGAUAGACAUUAGCGGUUACAAAACGGGUUCACAUUUACGAAUGCGGCUGAGCAACGCCUCGGAGCAGUCCGUCUCUCCGAUCGGGCACCUGACG
Messenger RNA from Dermacentor andersoni, 908 nucleotides. The record is from RefSeq and is a predicted model, not a curated record. Lineage: Eukaryota; Metazoa; Arthropoda; Arachnida; Ixodida; Ixodidae.